Cydia fagiglandana is the source of this 2913-nucleotide messenger RNA. It is a transcript of the gene CPT2, whose product is annotated as carnitine O-palmitoyltransferase 2, mitochondrial. NCBI's taxonomy places the organism in Eukaryota, Metazoa, Arthropoda, Insecta, Lepidoptera, Tortricidae. The coding region runs from base 134 to 2095 and encodes 653 amino acids. Gene Ontology annotation, biological process: fatty acid beta-oxidation. The transcript is spliced from 8 exons. Gene Ontology annotation, cellular component: mitochondrion. Gene Ontology annotation, molecular function: carnitine O-palmitoyltransferase activity. The record is from RefSeq and is a predicted model, not a curated record.
AAGUCGAGUCAAAGUUCAUUAUUUUCAACCUGAAUUGGGUUAUAGUAUUUACGCUUUAUAAUUUAAUUAAAAUUAUAUUUUAACUAAAACUCAAUUAUUUUAGUGUGGAAAUAAGUGUUCUAGUGCCUUAAAUAUGUACGCUUUAAACAAAUGUCCUCAUAAAAACCUGUGUUUAAAAAGUAUAGCCCAGAGAAGUUAUGCCAGCAAAUGGAAAACAAUUCGUGAUGUUAAUUAUCAAUAUUUACAAAGAAGUAAGGUGCCUACAAUGCACUUUCAGAAAUCAUUACCGAGACUGCCCAUACCUGAGUUGAACAAAAGCACCGAGCGGUAUCUUAAGGCAUUGCGACCGCUUUUAAGCGACGACCAAUUUAGCGCUGCGACCAGCCGAACAAAUAACUUCAUUAAUAAUGAGGGGAAAGAGUUGCAAGAGAAACUCGUAGCGAAAGAUAAGGCAAACAAGCACACAAGCUACAUUUCAGACUACUGGUUUGAUAUAUAUCUUCGAGAUCGCAAACCUCUGCCAAUCAACUACAAUCCUCUAAUCGUAUUCCAAAAUGAUACGAGACCAGAAUACAACCAUCAGUUAAUCCGGUCCACAAAUUUGUUGAUCAGUGCUGUGAGAUUUAUGGAGUCUCUGAAGGCACAGAUAUUGGAACCAGAAGUGUUUCAUAUGAAUCCUAAGAAAAGUAAUACACCUCUUUUUAGAACUGUAACAGGCUUAUUGCCUGAGGCGGUGUCAUGGUAUGGUGCCUACCUUUUCAAAGCGUUUCCUCUUGACAUGAGUCAGUUUCCGGGUCUGUUUGGCGCGACCCGCAUCCCUUUAGAGACUAAGGACAAGAUAUUCAGGGUAACAGACAGCCGGCAUGUACUGGUGCAGCGGAGAGGAAACUUCUAUGCCUUUGAUGUUUUGGAUGGUGAUGGUAACAUCCUCGCACCAACGGAAAUACUAGCCAACCUGAAUAAAAUCAUCAAUGACAGUACUCCUGCAGCUGAGCACCCUCUAGGAGUCCUAACUUGCCAGAACAGAGACGAGUGGGCCAGGCAAAGGGCCCACUUGGAGCAAACAGGAAAUAAAGAUGUCCUAAGUAAAAUUGAUUCGGCCAUUUUCAACUUGGUGCUUGAUGAUGAAAUUAUUGGUGAAUCAAAACAUGCUCUAUUAAAGAAUUAUUUACAUGGAGACGGUCUAAAUAGGUGGUUUGACAAGUCCUUCAGCCUUAUCAUCACCGGCGAUGGUGUCUCUGGCAUAAACUUCGAGCAUUCCUGGGGUGACGGUGUUGCAGUACUGAGGUUCUUUGAAGACAUCUAUGCUGAGACCACAAAGAAGCCUUUCGUUCAUCCGGACACGAAGCCAGCCAGCAGCAACAUUAGUGUUACUAAAUUAGAUUUCAAGUUGGAUGAUAAAUCAAAACAAUUUGUUGACAAAGCUAAGAAGGAAUACAAGGAGUGGUAUGAAUCAUUAAGCAUCGACUACAUUUUGUACGAAGGGCUAACAAAAGGUGCUUGCAAGAAGUAUAAAGUCAGUCCUGAUUGUGUAAUGCAGCUCAGCUUCCAGGCUGCAUAUCACCUGCUCCAUGGUAAAUUCGUCGGCACCUAUGAAUCAUGUAGCACUUCGGCGUUUAAGCACGGCAGAACGGAAACUAUGAGGCCUUGCACUGAAAAAACGAAGGCGUUCUGCGAAGCCCUUCACUUAAACAAGACCUCACAAGGGGAGCUCAGUGCAAUGAUGCAAGAAUGCUCCAAAUAUCACUCCGAGCUAGUGAAAGACGCGGCGAUGGGCCAAGGAUUCGACCGUCACAUGUUCGCGCUCAUGAAGAUCGCUGAAGAGUAUAAUCUGCCACGGCCUGAGCUCUUUGAUUCUUAUGAAUAUAACUUCCUGAACAAGUCCAUACUGAGUACUAGUACGCUGUCGUCGCCUUCAGUUAUGGGAGGAGGUUUUGGACCGGUGGCUACGGAAGGAUUUGGUAUUGGGUAUUCAGCCUUCCCCGACAAGUUAGGCGCAGCGGUCACCAGCUACAAAUCUCACAACAACAGCACAGAGUUCGUGAAGGCCUUGCACCAGUCCUUUGAAGAUAUCACUAAAAUUAUAUCUACGUGAUUUAAAGGCAAAAGUGACGCAAAAUAGAACUAAGUUACUUAUGAGUGGUUUCAAGCUAAAUAUAGCCAUGUUAGGCGUAACAUGACUAUAUUUAGCAUACUAUAAUUAAAAGUGGUUGGCGUCCUAAAAACGAUAAAAUACAUUACUUGGUAGUAGCACCAAGGAGGUAUGAACUCACGACCUUCCGUGUUUUUAUCGAUUUGAGUGUUAAAAUGUUACAUUAGGUAGUUGGGUAUUUGAUUCUGCUCAGCCAACCUCAUGUGCCUUACAAUGCAUUUAGGAUAGGAAUAAGAUAAUAAAAUUUUAUAAAGAUUACUAUUUAUUCAUCUACACAUACAUUUGUUAACCUAAGUAAAACAAUAGAUUUUAAAUAUUUUUUUAACUAUUUAUAAGUAAACAUUAUAUUUGAAAAAGCAUUUAGCUUUGUCGACGAUAGAAUGUAAUUUGGGUGUCAAACAGAUGUAACGGUAGAUCACUAAAUCUUUGAUAAAAUACACUAAAUAUUUAACCCUUUACCAGGCUAAGGAAUAUAUAUUUUCCACAUACGGCACUUCAAGCAUGUGUUCUAUUUUCAAUGAGUAAGACUGACAUUCGAUUGUCAUUUUUGAAAUGUCAGCCUGGUAAAGGGUUACCCCCUUGACCGCCAAAUACGUCAACUGAUGCGCGCGGCUCAGCCCAAUAUCAACCUUCGUGCAUUCCAAUAAGGUUCACGCUCACACGCCGCGCACGAUAUGCGUAGCGUUCUAGUGUGUUUUGUAUACUUUGUAUAUAUUGUCACAUAGAUAUUAGGUUCUGAUAAAUAAAUAAUAUAUUUCAUU